AGAUCGUUUCAUUAUGAUUCUCCCUAUUGGACCAACAAAGCAGAAUUUAACCGUCUCGGAGGUAAGACUGGGUUCGACUCCCGUGAAACCAAGCUACCGACUUAUUGGAACGCAUCGUUUUCUAAAAUCUGCCUUGGAAUGAAGGUAGACCAACAGUUAAGAUUCGUUGUGAUCAACAAGACUGCUAACUCUCUCUACUCACUAAUUGCUGACGGAAAGUACCGUGCAACCUCACUUGGUCGCGACACGUGGAAGUCGCUGAUUGGUUCCCAAGCUUCGUUGCAACCUCACUGCAACAAGGAAGGGUUUAAUCCAGAAAGCGGUCGCGGCAAAGCCUGGCCUAAAGCAAGGAUUGGUAUCCUUGGUAACCAGGAAAACGAAUGUCAAUCUUGUGACUCAAGGAUUGGUUUUGGCACAGGGAGCCCAGGAGGAAUACACGAUGACUCCAAUACAUGCGGGAACGAGGCUACACACAGUGCAGAUAAUGGGAACAAGCACAUCAAAGCCAUGGGGUACAUCCUGGUGCAGUAAAGCAUCUCUUAAUGUGAUUUAUGAAUUAUUCACUGUAACUCUUUGAUUUAGUUAUGAGGUAGUUGUAGAGGUUGAAA
Molecule: messenger RNA, 608 nt
Organism: Stylophora pistillata
Lineage: Eukaryota; Metazoa; Cnidaria; Anthozoa; Scleractinia; Pocilloporidae
Product: putative skeletal organic matrix protein 5
Molecular function (GO): oligosaccharide binding
Source: RefSeq, a predicted model, not a curated record